AUGAAUCAGAAUCGACAUCGCUCCCACACAGGCUGCUGGACCUGCAAAUCCGCCCGGCGCAGAUGCGACCGCGCCCGUCCCGCCUGCGAGGCCUGCCACCGCCGCGGCCUCGUGUGCGAGGGGUACGCCGUGCGCCUGCGCUGGGGGUCCGGCAUCGCCUCGCGGGGCCGCUUCAGGGGCGCCCUGCUGCCGCUGGAGGACGCCGUGCCCGCCAGACUUCCGGGCCGACAGCGCGAUCUCCUGCGCAAUGCCCAGCAAUUGUUUACUGAUUUCUCCACAACUGGAAUCCAGCUGCUGCAUGCCACUCCAACUGCCAGUCCCCUGCUCCCCCUCCUCCCGCAGUUAUGCCGCCACAGUGAAGCCCUGUAUAAUGUCUGUGUCGCGCUGCAGGCCUUACUCUCUGCUCCGGAUGAUACCACGCGCUUUCUACACUGCUUCGACGCUGCUCUCACCCGCUUCCGAGCGGAAUUGGCGUCUACCAGCAACAGCAGGAAUGCAGACGGACUGCCCGAUGCAACCUUCACGGCAGGGUUGUUGCUAUGUACCAUCGGAUCCAUGCACGGUCUCCCCUGGACAAUGCAUCUACAGGGCAUGUACAGUCUGUUACGCAUCCCACCCACUCCUUCUAGCCCGGAUAUGCCCUUCUCCUCCCAUCUCGUCGAGGUGAUGGGCGUCAUGGAUCUGCCGGGCCUGGUUCUUGCCCGCCAGACUUCCUGUCUGCACGUUUGGAGGAGGCAUUGUUUUGGGCGUACCGGCGUGGAACCUGUCAGCGGCUUACCGCGCUCCUUGCUCGAUUUAUACUCUUCUACCUUCCACUAUGCAGAUCGAGAUAGUCGAUCCGCUGAGACUGCCGAGGCUGCGCUCUGGGCUUGGACAGGCGAAGGGGGGAAUCCCCUCCAGUACCGGCUAUGGGAGGUGCAUCGUCUUGCUGCUAUUCUCAAUAUACGCCAACACAGCGUUUCCGUUCCAUCAGUGCCGUCAGUGUCGUCAGAUACACUCGCGAUGAGAGCACUGGAUAAUCUAGAUGCCCUUCGGCAGUCCUGUGCAGAUAGCCAGGCAGGCAGCUCCGUGAUGAACGCAACGAGCUUCCCCUUGUUCGUCGUCGGGAUGGAGAUUGCUCGUCUCUCCUCGCCACCUGAACUACGAGAUAUCAUCCGCCAGUGCUUCCAUGCCCAGCCUCAGCAGGUCGACGCUGGUCUGCAUGUUUUGCUGGCUCUACUGGAGCGUGUCUGGGCUGGUGAUCCUGUUGAUAUCGAACAGUUUCUGCGCCAGAAGAAUAUGGAAAUCAGACUUAUAUGA
Penicilliopsis zonata CBS 506.65 is the source of this 1299-nucleotide messenger RNA. RefSeq lists its product as hypothetical. Gene Ontology annotation, biological process: positive regulation of transcription by RNA polymerase II. Gene Ontology annotation, molecular function: zinc ion binding; DNA-binding transcription factor activity, RNA polymerase II-specific; transcription cis-regulatory region binding. Lineage: Eukaryota; Fungi; Ascomycota; Eurotiomycetes; Eurotiales; Aspergillaceae. Gene Ontology annotation, cellular component: nucleus. The record is from RefSeq and is a predicted model, not a curated record. The coding region runs from base 1 to 1299 and encodes 432 amino acids. The transcript is spliced from 2 exons.